UGGAGCGAUUUAGUGAUUUUUCGCGAUUUCCGUUUGGCAGCCCUGAGUUCCAUCGUGUGUGAUCGUGUGAUGAUUCUUAUCAGUAAACACGCCGCCGCCAAAACUGUAAUUUUUUCAAAGUUGACUUACUUAGUUGACUAAAGUAAAGAAAUUUCAGUAAUUAUUUUCGCUGAAAUUGUGUGACAGGUCCUGCUUUCAUGUCAAAAUCGUCUAAAAGUACGAAUUCUUUCUAAAGCUGUCGGAGGAGUCGAGGAGUCUUGUGUCAAGAUUGCGAAACCAAAGUACUGCGGUCUUUCGUUAUUGCUUGAAAGGUUAUUCCAGAAUAAUUCAAAAUGAGUGCAAGCAACUCAUCCGAACCGAUGCAGGAAGAUUUACUUCAGGAAGACAGUUUCUUCUCUCACUUUCCGCUACCAAGCUUACAACAGUUAGCAUCCAUUCAAGUAGUUCUGCCAAUGCUGUUUGAGCACUUUUCACGAAAGAAGAACAGUUUCUUUAACGAUUAUAGUAAUUUGAAGUCUGAUUUGCUUAGAGCGGUGGAAUCUUUGAAAACUCCUCAAACUAUUGAAAAAAUACUUACGAAAGCGGCGCGUAAGAUUGCUAAAGUAUUGCAUAUAUGGAUGAAACAUUUUGAAUCCCGUGACUUUUCAACUACCACCUUGGAAUAUCGCUAUAUCUCUUUUAACCCGAACAAGUGCGUUUAUUGGCUUUCGAGCGGUGAGAUUGAUUAUAAACGGACUGCUGACAACAUGUUAUCUUCUUGGAAACUGAAAAAAAUGCAAAAAUUCGCCAUCAUGUGUGCAUAUUGCUUAGAAGACGAAAUCAAAGCGUUCGAUUUAAGUUCGCUUCCUAAGUAUUCUAUCAAAAAAAUGAACCUGAAACGUGACUUUUUAAUCGCUUAUUGGAUCUUUUCGUUGAAAAAUAAAUUGCACCACCUCUUCGAUGGAAUUUCCGGUUCCAUUGAUGCCGCAAUGGCUAAACAGUGCGAUGGUGAGCACGCGUUCAAGUAUUUUUGGAAUCGUUUGGGCAAUGAAGAUCGAAUUUCAGUUACUAAACACAAAAUCAGUCGUUUCGGUACUUGUGAUGGUCGUAUAUAUUUUUGCCAAGAUCAAUUAUUUUCCAUGAUGACGUCCGCUGAGCAACUUCAUCUGUUGUCGAUGGUACCCGAUGAGAUUAUAAUAAAUUUUUGGCUCUUGGUGAAAUCACCUUCGCUUGUACAUUGGGCGUGGAAAUACUCGAAAAAUGCGAUGACUGCCAAACGAUUUACCAGAGUAGUGCAAAAAAUAUUCCAAGCUAGAAUUGGGUUCGAUAAAGAUAUGCAGAUGCUCAUAGACUUAUGGGAUACGGCUCCCAUCCAGUUUAAGACAUAUGCAGCUAAGCUCCUAGUAAAUGAGAUUUUUUCACCAUCUCAGUUUGGCAAUUUUAUUUCAAUAGCUGAGUAUUCGGAUUUCAAAGAAGAUGGUCUUACUUGGGACGAAGCAGCGUCAAAGUAUGCGAAGAAAGAAUACGCUCUGAAGUUUUUGUAUAAGUUUUUAUCGCUAGUAAACGCGGAUACUCGAAGACAGUUGCUGCUGAAGAAUGCAAUCGCAUUCGGGAUGAAAAUUUAUGACCCUCGUUUGAUGACUGAUGUAAUCUGCUUAUGUUUGCCAAGCUCGGAAGAUCAAUUGCUGUAUAAAAAAAAAAUUAUGGAUUUUCCCACAAUGAUCGAACAUUGGGCAAAAGACCUUCAUCGCAGAAAUGGUAUAGAAGAUUUCAAGUCCCAAUUAGAAGUUUAUUCGACCGACGUAAAAGCUGCUCAAGAAGUCACGAAGCGAGUACUGCAGUCGAAAUCUCUAGAUAGAAGUAAUUUGUUUUCCAAUGCCGAUGAUUGGAGUGAAAUGAGUAAAUUUAUCGAUGAGACUUUCCACGAUGAUCCGACGUUGGCCUCGACUAUGAAGAAACAACUGCUUUCCUCCAUUUUCACUAGUUGCGAGCAUUAUGUUUGGAACGAAGAGGAGAAGAUCGAUGCGAUGAUGAAAAUUGUCGAACAGGUUCUUACUCCUAAAGAGGUUGCAGUGGAAAAGCGACGUUUUGCUCAAGCUUACAAAUCGAAAUUACAAAAACGCGAAUUUUGUUGGAAUUAUUUCGAGAUGAAUUGUUUCAGUAAAUUAAUGACGUGGUGUUUAGGUGACGGAGAAGCCUUACUGAAAUUUAAGAAAAGUUUUUCUAUCGAUAAAAUCUUCCAUGAUGUAAUGGACGAAGUGAACCAGAAUUAUUGCAAUGAUUCCGAUUUUGAUGAAGGUUUGCUACAUCGACUUAAUGAUUUUUUGAAUUGGAUUUUCCCCAGUACCGAAGAAACAACUAAAUAUAAAUUGAAUAGAUUGGAGACGUUGGAUUUGGAUGAUUUCGCUAUGUUUUCACAUCUUGUAGAUUAUGACGAAUACGAGUAUUUGCCACAGUUAUUAGGUUGGUUUUACGAUGUCGAUCCGAUUCCAUCUGAGGUGAUUGAUGAAUUCAAGGCGAGAGUCGAAGAAAGCUGUUGAGAGGAGCAGCAAUUUUUUCUUCUAAUAUUUGCUUCGCGUACUUAUUAUCUCGAUGACUUAAACAUAUCUAUGUGAGUGUAACAUGUGAAACGAAGUAUUUUCUAUUACCUACACAGUCUUGCCAUAAGUUCUGACCCUACUUUAAACGCUUCUGAUACAAAAACAAAAUUUUAAAAACGUAAAAGUGAUUAUAUAUUCGGAAAGUAGAUGAAAAAAGCUUUAAUUUGACUGUAUUUAGCUGCAACAUGCUGCUCAAGACGCUUAACAAAACGGGAAUGACAGAUGAAACAACAGAAGCCCCACGUACGCAAAAAACCAAAAAAAAUUGACCGAAAAAAUUUUUUUUUUGAAAUUUUUUUUUGCGCAUCAAUUUUUUUUCACUAAAAUAGUAAUUUGGUGAUCCUGGAGCACAGAAUUAUUGUUUUAGUGAAAAAAAUUUGAUGCGCAAAAAAAAAUUUCAAAAAAAAAAAUUUUUCGGUCCAUUUUUUUUGGUUUUUCGCGUACGUGGGGCUUCUGUUGUUUCAUCUGUCAUUCCCGUUUUGUCAAGUGUUUUGAGCAGCAUGUUGCAGCUAAAUACAGUCAAAUUAAAGCUUUUUUCAUCUACUUUCCGAAUAUAUAAUCACUUUUACGUUUUUAAAAUUUUGUUUUUGUAUCAGAAGCGUUUAAAGUAGGGUCAGAACUUAUGGCAAGACUGUGUAGGUAUAUGUUUUUUUCAUUCAUCUGUUUUAUAUUUUAUAUCGUAUAUAUUGAAAUGACUUACGAAGUGUCGAUUAAGUAGGUACCUAUACUAAAUGUAUCGUAUUCAAUUUUGUAUUUUUAUAUCCGUAAUAAAAGUCUCAA
Molecule: messenger RNA, 3359 nt
Organism: Planococcus citri (citrus mealybug)
Lineage: Eukaryota; Metazoa; Arthropoda; Insecta; Hemiptera; Pseudococcidae
Exons: 3
Coding region: 333-2519 (728 amino acids)
Source: RefSeq, a predicted model, not a curated record